AUGCAUUGUGCGGUGAGUGUAUUGAAACCUAUGUCUAGCGUCAAUCCUGAAAAAAUGACACGAUUGAAAGCCCCAUCACCAAAUUCGGAAAAAUCGUCAUUCUCCACUGGUGCUGAAAAAUCUCUCGAUCGGUGUGAAGUGGAUUUAGACCACAGCAAAGCUGCAGAGUUUACCUUCAUCCAUGUGAGCAAUGGAAGAGGUCCAAGAACCGAAGCUCGUAGCCAUGUCAUGCGCGAGUUUUGGCGAGAGAAAAAGUUGCAAAAUGCCAAGAAAGCUAGAGAGCAUCGGAGGAAAGAUUCAUGGAGUCUGAGGCCAAGGAUAUCGAAACGUAGAGAUUUGCAGGAUACUCCGCGUCAUCACUCGGAUGUUAGAAAUCCGGAAGAUUGCGUUGAAUCAUACAUGGAUGUUGAAGAGCCUGAUGAAGGUUGUGCUCGUGAGGCACCAAGGACAAAAACGACCCAUACAAAGGUCCAAAGACUACCGGGAAAUUGUAACACGCUACUCAAACCAUUUGCCAAAGAUGGGCAGACAGUCAUUCCUCUGUGUAGGACGGGAAUCGCAGAUGUAGAUCCUUUCUCAAGAUUAAAACUUGGCGGAGGUCCAGGAUUACAAAGGCUAAUCCAUCACUCAUCGUGUAUGGAUAAAGAGACGACAGGUACAGAUUUUGGUCGAGUUGGAUGGCUAUAUUCAAGAGUCUCCUGGCUUGACCCUGAACCCGCUCAUAUCGUUAUGGGAUUUAAUAUCCAACACAUGGCUCGACUUCAUGGCCAACAAGAACCACCUAUUGCUAUUAAACAUAAAACCGAGGGUAUGCGCAUCAUCAAUAAGAGACUCAAUGAUCCCGCACAAGCUCUUUCUGAUGGAAGUAUUGGAGCUGUUGCAAAUUUCACAAGUCAUGAGCUACUUUCCGGUCUUCCCGAAAAUUUCAGUAUUCAUAUGAAUGGACUGGACCAAAUGGUUAAAUACAGAGGAGGUCUUGUCGCCUUUUCUAGGAAUAGACCUUUGCAGCUUGUGAUUGAGAGUCUCGACCUAUGUAGAGCCUAUAUACAAGUUAGCCGGCCAAUAUACUCGAGAUAUGAUAAAAACGCAACCGAAGAGUUGACAACAGCAAGCUCAGUUGGAGCCUCGAAGAUUCAAUGCGAAACCGCGAAGAUGCAAGCAAAGAAUGACUUUUGCACAGACUUUAUAAGGAUGGUUGAUGGUCUAGAAAGAGCAACUGGAGUUAUCAAAGAUGCCGCGCCCAACAUAACGUCCCUAGAACAAUGGAACAGUUUCAGUGAUCGCAUCUGCUCAGCAACCAUAGGUAUGAGCUGGCUUCACCCUACUGAACAAGCGAUAGACGAGAGACGCAGCAUCAUGUGGAAGUGUUUUCGGCUAGCAUCUCUGAUUUACCUCCAAAUGGCUUUGCAAGAAUUCAAUACCACGCCGCAGCUUCGUGGGAAAUAUUUCCAAGCCUGCAAGUAUCGGUUACUUGACAUGACUAGUGGCUGGUGCAGAGCCAUUGAGAUGCUUGCUCGUAUUAUAUUCCGAGGAGAGCGCUCGAAUGUAGAGAGACAUCGCAGAGCGUGGUACGUAGCCAACGCGAUUAUAGAGUUACAAGACAUUGGUCUCGAAACAUGGAAGAUAGUGGAAGGUACUCUAUUUACUUAUUUAGAAUCGUCGCCUGGAAAAACGGAGGGUGAAUCUACACCACCUACUGUGGCUCUGCGUAGCAACCUCGAUAUAUGCAGCGAGGAUUUUAAUCUGAAUGGUGGCGCGGGAUGGCUCGGAUCUCCUCUAUGA
Molecule: messenger RNA, 1782 nt
Organism: Sclerotinia sclerotiorum 1980 UF-70
Lineage: Eukaryota; Fungi; Ascomycota; Leotiomycetes; Helotiales; Sclerotiniaceae
Exons: 6
Coding region: 1-1782 (593 amino acids)
Source: RefSeq, a predicted model, not a curated record